AUCAUCUGUUUAUUUUUAACCUUAAAGGGCAAAUUGUGUUCACAUUGAAUAUGUUCAGUUGAUUAGUGUUUUUAUUUCUGUAUAGUCGCAUGUUGAUUGAUUAAAAAGAAAGUGAGAAGACUCUUGUUGAUCAACUAUGGCCGAUGACAGCGAACUCUCAAUUCUGACCAGUGUGAAGGCUCGAGUUGAUAAAAUUACAAUCGAUGGAUUGAAAAAGACUAAGGACAGUUUGAUGGUGAAUAUGGUUCAGAAUAAAUUCAAAAAUGUGAAUAACUUUCAAGAUAUGUUGUUGGAAGCAUAUGAGGUGAAGGACAGGUUAUCGUCUUUAGGAAUAUUCAGUCGGGUGGGAAUAUCCAUUGAUACCAUAAGAGAUGAUGAAAGUUCCAUUGGCUAUGAAGUUAUUUACAAUGUUGAAGAAAAAGGUCAUCUGUCUGGAAAGAUUUCAACAACCGUGGAAAAUAAUGAUGGAGCUCUUGUUCUGAAGUCUGAGGUUCCUAAUUUAUUCGGAAGAGCAGAAAAACUUAGUAUUGAGUAUCAAGUUUCAAAAAGGGCGAGAAAGGGAAUCAACAUUGAUCUUAAAGCUCCACUCAAACCUUGGACGUAUCAUAAUCCAGUUAUUACAACAUCGAUAUUCCAAAAUUAUACCGAUAAGCCUUGGUCUGGAUUCCAUCAAGUAGAUCGAGGUCUUCUCUCUGAUUUGUCGUUCAAUUCAUUCGCAGAUAUAAACCAUAGUUUCAGAUGGGCCGGUAUUUGGAGAGAAAUUCAAACUACUGGUUCUAGUUUUCAGAUUAGAGAGCAAAGUGGACACAGUUUAAAAUCUUCUAUUUUUCACACGAUGACCCUGGACCGAAGAGAUGGUCCACUUUUACCAAAUCUCGGCUAUUUAGUGAGACUAAAUCAAGAAUAUGCCGGAUUAGGUGGUGAUACAAACUUUUUUAAACACGAACUUCAAAUUUCACAAAGUAUACCCUUGGUUAGCAACAUUAGUGUCGAAGGGUCAAUAAAAGCCGGACUUAUGAAUUCGUCCAGUUCAAUUGCCGAUAGGUUUUUCUUAGGUGGACCCAUGAGUCUUCGAGGCUUCAAAAUGAAUGGAGUUGGUCCUCAUUCUGAAGGAAAUGCACUUGGAUCCACUACUUAUUGGAUCGCCGGCCUUCAUCUUUAUGCUCCUCUCCCAUUUAAGAAAACCCACAGUUUGGAAAAUUGGCUCAAGGCUCAUUUCUUCCUAAACGCUGGUAACAUCGGCAACUUCUCAUUCAAUGGCGAUAGCGUCAAAUACUUCAACAACCUGUUGAACAGAGUUCGACUUUCGGCUGGUUUUGGAAUCGUUGUUUCUUUUCUUAGUUUAGCUCGUUUAGAGCUCAAUUACUGUGUCCCAUUAUCGUUACAACCUGGUGAUCGACCUGAUAGAAGAUUCCAGUUUGGAAUAGGUUUUGAAUAUGUUUAAAAUUCAUAAAGAAUCAAUUGUUUAGUUUUUCAAAUUUUAAAGUCUUAUGGCAAAAUUAUCGUCUUGAUUGAGAAAAACAUCUUGACGAUGAUGAAACUUUUUGUUGAAUGGAAAUUAACAAAUUGAUGAAACAUAAUUGUGACUGAAUGAUAAUUACUGCAAUCGUGUGUAAUUUGAUAAUAGUUAAAUUAGAAUAAAUAAAUUGACCACCUGA
Messenger RNA from Panonychus citri (citrus red mite), 1658 nucleotides. Its product is annotated as sorting and assembly machinery component 50 homolog. The transcript is spliced from 2 exons. Bases 137 to 1444 code for a protein of 435 amino acids. Gene Ontology annotation, biological process: mitochondrial respiratory chain complex assembly; protein insertion into mitochondrial outer membrane. Gene Ontology annotation, cellular component: outer membrane; SAM complex. The record is from RefSeq and is a predicted model, not a curated record. NCBI's taxonomy places the organism in Eukaryota, Metazoa, Arthropoda, Arachnida, Trombidiformes, Tetranychidae.